AUGACUAAUAUUUGGGUUCUAAGUUUUGAUGUGACUCUUGCAGGAAUAGGGAGAGUAGAUUCUGACAUACCUAUUGAAAUAAUCUUAACAAAAGCUUGGUUUAUUUGGAAGGAGAGAUGUAAUAGAGUUUUUGAACAUAAACAACAAACUAAGAUUCAAUUAGGAUUAGAAAUACAAAGAUUUAUAGACUUCUGGUACAAGGGUAACUUGCCCUCAAGACACUUCCCUAAAGAAAAACUGAAGAUACAAACUUGGUCUUUGCUUAAUAGGUCUCAGUUCAAACUUAACAUUGAUGCUGCAUGGAGUUCUAUAGAUUUACCUACAGGUUUUUCUUUAAUUUUGAGGAAUGAUGCAGGGGACUUCGAGAUUGGCAGGGCAGGAUCUUUCACAGCCUCUACCCCUGAAGAAGCGGAAGCCAUAGGACUAUUACAAGGAGCAUACUGGGCAGUUGAAAAGGGUUUGUCAAAUUUCACAGUUGAAGGAGAUUGCAAGAAUCUGUUUGAUUACUUAAAUGGGAAAGAUUCUCAAAUAAGUUGGCAAAACAGAUUGAUUAUGAAUGAAGUCCAGGAAAAAUUUAAUCAAUACCAGAAUUUUUUGGGUUUUUAUUUAGUUCGUAGGACUGCAAACAAUGUGACAGAUGUUUUAGCCAAAAAAGCAAAAUCUUUUAAGAAUUUUUUAAAUUGGAGGGUUGUUCCUCCUUCUUGUAUUAAUCAGGCGCUGCCAGUAGAUAAAUCAAAUGUUAGGGGCGUUUUCAACAACCUAACAUUAGAUAGCUCUACUAUUUGUUUUGUAAGGGAUCCUAAUUCCCUAAGUUAG
Papaver somniferum (opium poppy) is the source of this 816-nucleotide messenger RNA. RefSeq lists its product as uncharacterized. The record is from RefSeq and is a predicted model, not a curated record. The transcript has a single exon. Gene Ontology annotation, molecular function: nucleic acid binding; RNA-DNA hybrid ribonuclease activity. NCBI's taxonomy places the organism in Eukaryota, Viridiplantae, Streptophyta, Magnoliopsida, Ranunculales, Papaveraceae. The coding region runs from base 1 to 816 and encodes 271 amino acids.